This is a messenger RNA of Parascedosporium putredinis, 1140 nucleotides long. NCBI's taxonomy places the organism in Eukaryota, Fungi, Ascomycota, Sordariomycetes, Microascales, Microascaceae. The record is from the annotation of a GenBank genome assembly.
AUGAUCUCUUCCCUCACCUCUAGCAUUCUCCUCUUCGCCGCUGGCGCCCUCGCCCACGCUGGCCAUGACCAGACUCCCAUGAUUGCCGGUCCUCUCCAGGGUCUCUGGUACAACUCCCUUCCCGGUGAUGGCGGUACUCAGGCCGAUGCCGUCUACUCCGGUAUCGCCACCUUUGCCCGCCUUCCUUAUUACCCUUGCUUGUCGAGCGAGACCGAGCGCUUCGACAUCGCCUUCCUAGGUGCUCCCUUUGACACUGGCACGUCGUACCGCCCUGGUGCUAGGUUCGGCCCCAGUGGUAUCAGACAAGGUUCGCGCAGGCUAAACCUAUACGGUGGUUACAAUGUUCCCCUCGGCGCGAAUCCUUUCACCAGCGAGUUGAGGAUCUUGGACUGCGGUGACAUUCCCGUUACCUCAUACGACAACACCUGGGCCAUUCGCCAGAUUGAGCGCGGCCACAACAGCCUGCUCAUGCGCAAGCCCUUCACCAACUCCGACAAGCCUGGCCAGUCCAAGGCCGGCCACACUCUCCCCGUAUCAUCACCCUCGGCCUACGGCCCUGUGACCGUCAUCCACUUCGACAGCCAUCUCGACACCUGGAAGCCCAAGGUCUUUGGUGGCGAGCCCAGCGACGUUGCCGCCAUCAACCACGGAACUUACUUCUACCACGCCGCCAUGGAGGGUCUCCUCAAGAACGACACCAACAUCCACGCCGGUAUCCGCACCACCCUUUCCGGCCCCUCUGACUACGAAAACGACGGCUACUGCGGCUUCGAGAUCGUCGAGGCCCGCGAGAUUGACACCAUCGGCACCGAGGGCAUCAUCAAGAAGAUCCGCGAGAGGGUCGGCACCACCAACCCCGUCUACCUCUCCAUGGAUAUCGAUACCAUUGACCCUGCUUUCGCCCCUGCUACCGGUACCCCCGAGACUGGCGGCUGGAGCACCCGCGAGUUCCGCACCAUCAUCCGCGGUCUCGAGGGCAUCAACAUCAUCGGCGCUGACAUUGUCGAGGUCGCCCCUGCCUACGAUACCAACGCUGAGCUCACCACCAUGGCCGCUGCCGACGUCCUCUACGAGGUCAUGACCCUCAUGGUCAAGGCUGGCCCCCUCAGCGUGCCCGGCUCGACCUCCGAGGAGUUGUAA